Micropterus dolomieu (smallmouth bass) is the source of this 4931-nucleotide messenger RNA. It is a transcript of the gene tbc1d2, whose product is annotated as TBC1 domain family, member 2. The record is from RefSeq and is a predicted model, not a curated record. Lineage: Eukaryota; Metazoa; Chordata; Actinopteri; Centrarchiformes; Centrarchidae. The transcript has 16 exons. The coding region runs from base 946 to 4521 and encodes 1191 amino acids.
CAGGAACCAUCAGAACAACACAGGCCGGAAACACCUGAGUGUGAGAGCAGAGUGAAAACCAGACGUGUUCAGUUCUUCAGCAGCUCACGGAGCAGCACAGGCGCAGCUGGAGGAGCCGGCGGCCUGGGUGGAGGGCCGCUUCAUGUUCGGCGAGUUGGCCCGGUGUUGCAGGAGGGUUUAGCGACGACCGGCUCCAGAGCUUCUUUAUUCACAGAGGAUCACGUUGAAGCGUUCUCUGUUGGAAAUGAUGCUGUGUUGAACCUUUGUUGUUCUGCUGCCGCGGUAACAACCACGAUGAUCUGGUGUGACGUGUCGGAGAGGUGUGGUGGGCCCGUGGCUCGCAGGGGGGGGGAGGACAAACGGCUCUCAACCACAAUCGUACCACAGUGUGCAGAAUUAGGAAAUGCUCGUGUGUUUUUUUGGGUUGUUGGAUAGUGAUCCUUACAGAAAGCAGAGAUGACGAAUGCUCGGGGAACUUGUGAGUGUGUGUUGAUUAUCAGGCUGGAACUCCAUUUCAGACUCUGAAGGAGUCACAGAGGUCCGUCUGAGGACAGAUUUCUACAGAUGUCCCGGACCUCCUCCUGUUUGAGGGUAAAGGAUUCAGCCGCGGUGGCUGAGGGUUUGGGUUUGAGGAAUGCUUCAUGUCCUAACAAGAUUAGAACCUGCGUAUGUUUGCCCGGAGGACGGGGUGUUGCGUGUCCCCCUGGAUCUGAGCCACUUCCUGUCAUUAUGCUUUAUCACUGUGGAAUAAUUUCCUUUGAACCUUCAGGAGCCAGAAUCCAUUUAGUCCGGCUUUGAAUGUGAAACUGUUCAGACUGAGCCGUUUGAUUCUUUCUACCAACCUGAACCUGAACCUGCAGCCGAUCUGACGGUCUGCAGCUGAAACCACUAACUCCACUAAGUUUGUUCCUCCGCCGUCUUCCUCUGUUCUCUGUUUUUAGAAGGAUGGAUGGAAGCGGCUCCGCAGGAAAUCCCAGCGCUGCCUCGUCUCGCGCGCUUCCUGCCCACGCUGAUGAGGACGUGCUUCAAUCAGAUGAUUGGAUCUCAGCUUCUGAGGAGGACGGCGGGCAGAGCAGAGAGUCAGUCAGUGUGCCCGGGUCCCAGAAAGACCAGAGUCCAGCGGGGAUCCAUCAGAGUCCUACAAAGAAAGGCCAGACUCGAGGAGAGACUCACCAGAGUCCAGCAGAGAAACACCAGGCUGCAGAGGACCCAGACCGGCUGUGUCUCAUAAAACAUACAAACCACAUGGGUCCUCCAACAAAACAACAGAAACCAGAAGAUUCUGCAACCAAACCAGGUCAACUAAAACAAAAUCCUCUUUCUACAGUGGAACAAAAACUGCAAGAUUCACCAAAACUUCAACCUAAACCAGAUCAGCCUUCUCUAACCAAGCCCGGUCGUCUUUGUACAGAUCCAAAGAAACCAGGAGAUCCUCUUUGCUCCAAAGACUCCCAGCUACACCAAACCCGGGAAGAUCCUUGUCUCGCAAACCUGGAACCUGAAGAGGACCCUUCUCCCCCCUUAAAGGAUUUAACCGCUUUCACUUCAACCUUCGAUGAACAAAACCAGAAGGUGCUUAAGCUCCACAUCUCCAAAGACCAACAGAACCACCAGGAUCCACCUUCAGAGAAACCCACUUCAACCACACCUGAGAGGCAUCAAGACCUCCACGAACCUCCUCCUCACAUGAACACCCAGCCGGCUCCUCCUGCUCCUGCAGACCAGCAGAACCACCUGUCUUCUCCUCAGGUCCCGCUUUCGAUAGUCCUUCCCACUGAGGCGUCCACCCUGCCUCCACCAGUCCAGGCUCCGCCCCCCACCAUCGAGGUGUUCUGUGACCAGGUGCUGCACCGCCCUACGGUUUCUUCUUCAGGUGAGCCCAAACUGUGUGGCUUCCUGCAGAAGCAGGGGGGGCCCCUGAGGGCCUGGAAACAGCGCUGGUUCACCUACGAAGAGAAGAAGAACCAGCUGUUCUACUACCGCACGCCACAGGAUGUCACGCCACUCGGCUGGGUGGAGCUCAGCAGCGCCACCUUCACCUACCCGCUGAAGGCUGAAAAGGGCACCUUCCACAUCAAGACCCCCGAACGCACCUUCAUACUCAAGGCUGUGACCCAGGAGCUGAUGCUCUAUUGGCUGCAGCAGCUGCAGGUGAAACGCUGGCAGCACAGACAGACGUCCACCUGUCCAGAGCCGACAAACAACACUGCAGACGACUUCCUGCCGGUGUUGAAGAGCCCGCUGGGUCUGGUGGGGGAGGAGGCGGCCAACGCACCGUCACAACGAACGCCGCUGGUCGACAUGUCAAUCAAACACCCGCUCAUCGAGAUCCAAAACUCGGUCCACAGUCUCCGGAAGAGGACGACUCAGGAUUGGACUCAGAGUUUGUUUCAUGUAGACGCUCCUCCGUGGAUCCCCCCGAGCUCUGCAGACACCGACGCCACGGUCCCUCCAGACCCCAGGACUCCCAUUGAGUCCCCGUCCCCGUCCCCGCCCCCUCCCUUCACAUUGGCUGAUCCAGCAGGUCAGGGGCCUCCGACGGAGGGUCGGGUGUCGCCUUCGCUGUUCGACAGCUGGAGCAGGAAAACGAAGAAGCGCAGCGCGUCCACCCUGCCGGCGCUCGGCAGAGACAGCCUGCCGUCGGACCGGACGUCCCGCCUCCUGCAGGAGAAACAGAUGCUGAUGGAGGAGGUCAAGGCUCAGAAGGAGCUGGUGUGGAUCCUCCACAAAUCCUUGGAGGCGUCUCAGCUGGAGAAGCGCAGCUGUGCGGAGUUCUUGGCGGAGGAAGGCGAGCAGGAGCGUCUGGAGCUGCUGCGACACCGCGAGCGGCAGGCGGCCGACCUGCGAGACCGACUGGAGGAGGCGAAGACGGAGGUGGAGGAGAAGAAGAGCAGCCUGGCUCAGAGAGACGCGCAGCUGGCCGAGCUGCAGGAGAACAUCAGGAUGCUGAAGGAGAAGAACGAGGCCAAGCAGGAGGUGAUCAUAAAGCUCUCUGAGCAGGUGAGCGCCUGCAUGGCCGACCCGCGUCGACCCAUCUCGUCCUCCGGUGGCAGUUUGGACUCUCAGACCUUCAGACGGCUUCAGCAGGAGGUCGAGAACCUGAAGGACGAUAUCGAGGCGUAUAAGUACCAAAACAAGUUCCUGAACUCUGAGAUCUACCAGCUGACCAAACUGUGGAGGAGGAGCUCCGAGCAGGAGAAGAGCCUGAUGGUGAAGUGUGCCUACCUGGAGGCCAGCAACUGUCAGGUGGAGAGCCGUUACCUGGGCGUCCUGCGCACGCUGCAGGAGGCCAAAUCUCUGGAUCCGGUGCAGCGCGGGGCCGUCCAGAAGAUGAUCGAGGACGCCCUGAAAGGAGAGCUGAAGAGCGUCGUCAGGCUCAGCGCGGCCAGAGAUCACGACGAGUACGGCUUCAAAAUCAUCCCAGACUAUGAGGUGGAGGACAUGAAGCUGCUGGCAAAGAUUCAGGCGCUGGAGAUCCGCUCACACAACCUGCUGCACCAGGACGGCGUGCAGCACCCCCUGUUGAGUCGCUGGGCUCAGUACCUCGCCGGCAGGUCGGACGGUGACCUCUGUCCCUCACCGGAGCUCAAAGGCCUGAUCCGAGGCGGCGUCCCUCAGGAGUACCGACAGCGGGUGUGGCGCUGGGUGGUCCGAGCCAGAACCAGGACGAUCAGAGAGCAUCACCCGCAGCGCUACCAGCAGCUGUGUGAGAAGAGUCGGACGUCUCCUCAUCCGGCCUCCAGACAGAUCCAGCUGGACCUCCACCGCACCCUGACAACCAAUCAGCGCUUCUCCUCGCCAUCUAGCCCCGUCCUCCAGCAGCUCAGCCGCGUCCUAUUGGCCUUCUCCUGGCAGAACCCUGACAUUGGCUACUGCCAGGGACUCAACAGGUUGGCGGCCAUCGCUCUGCUGGUUCUUCAGAGUGAAGAAGACGCCUUCUGGUGUCUGGUGGCCGUGGUGGAAACCAUCAUGCCUCAGGACUACUACACCAAGAACCUGGUGGCCUCUCAGGCGGACCAGCGGGUGCUGAAGGACUUCCUGACGGAGAAGCUUCCCCGGCUCGCGGCUCACUUUGAGGAUCACAGCAUCGACGUGUCUCUCGUCACCUUCAACUGGUUCCUGGUGGUUUUUGUGGAGAGUCUCCCCAGCGACAUCCUGCUGCCCCUGUGGGACGCCUUCCUGUACGAGGGCACCAAGGUGAUCUUCAGGUACGCUCUAGCUCUCUUCAAAUACAAAGAGGACGACAUCCUGAAGAUCCGCGACAGCGUGGAGAUCUACCAGUACCUGCGCUUCUUCACCAAGACCAUCUCUGACGGCAGGAAGCUGACCAGCGUCGCCUUCAACGACAUGAACCCCUUCCCCAGCCGCCUGCUGAGGAACCGGCGAAGGCUCCACCUGGAGCGCCUGCAGGGGGAGCUGCGAGAGCUGGAGGAGCAGCAGAGGGCGUUCGUAACGGAGAGCGCCGUACGUAAAGACAAAGAGGUGGACACCAUGGUCAGCGAGGACGACGAGGAACUCUGAUGAGGGUUUCUGACACACGGCUGCUUCUGACCUGCCGGACCCGAGGCUGCAGAGUCGGCGUCUGUAAUUAUCGUACUGCUGUUGCUCAUAAACCUGUCGACACCUGGAUGGAGUUCACAUGAAACCAGCGGCCUGAGGACCCAGUCUCAGGUCGUCUUCUUCUUCUUCUUCUUCUUUUAAUCUCUGGCACAGGAAGUGUACCGCUGCCUCCACAACAUUUUUUUUCUUUGCAUAUAGACACAGAGACGCACAUUACUGCCAGGUGUCUUUGUUUUCUGGUUCCGCAGGUGAGUCAGGGUCGGACCUGCUGAUUCACAACUGACAAAAACACCAGAAGAAGAACUUUUAGCGAUUUAGUUCCAACAAUAACACUUCAGUCAGCGUCGGCUAACAGCUGUCCCUGAGCUAAC